Messenger RNA from Phycomyces blakesleeanus NRRL 1555(-), 1528 nucleotides. RefSeq lists its product as hypothetical. Bases 90 to 1241 code for a protein of 383 amino acids. Lineage: Eukaryota; Fungi; Mucoromycota; Mucoromycetes; Mucorales; Phycomycetaceae. Gene Ontology annotation, biological process: biosynthetic process. The transcript has 4 exons. Gene Ontology annotation, molecular function: pyridoxal phosphate binding. The record is from RefSeq and is a predicted model, not a curated record.
AUUUAUUUAUUUUUUCUUUAAAAUUUUAUUAUAUACUUUAUACAAUAUUAUAAUAUAAUAUAAUAUAAUAUAAUAUAAUAUAAUAUAUCAUGACUUCCAAAGCCUCAAACAACAACUCUGGAAACAAUACCUGGGACAGCAAAACCCAAACCUUCCAUGGUGGCCAGGAACACUUUUUUAUUGAUAAUUUUGUCGAGGACUUUAGUGUGACGACCAACUAUCUCGGUACACCUAAGAAAGCCCUUGAGGCCGCACGUAUAGCAAUGGGCCAGAUUCACCAUUACCCUGCCGCAAACCAAGAACCUGCAAAGUCAAGGCUGGCAGAGUUCUUGUGGCCCAAGAAUUUUGCUGAGCAUCACGGACGUCUGUUGAUGGGUAACGGCGCUUCGGAGCUCAUUGAUCUGGUUGUCCGCAAAGCGUUGGACCAAGCACGUGAAAGAGGCAUCAAGAACCCCACAUGGAAAGGUGGACCAUGGAAUGUACAAUAUCAAGAGUAUCAGAGAAGUGCAGCCACAAACGGAUUCAAGAUCCUCGAUCCUUCUAGCAAAGAGCGUGCUGAUAUGAUCUGUAUUGUCAACCCUUGCAACCCUACAGGCGACUAUUUACCUAUUGAAGAAAUCAAGGGCUGGCUCGAGCAGAACGUAGCUCCAAAGGGAACUGUUAUGGUUGAUGAAUCUAUGCAGCUCUGGCACUCGGCAGAUUUCCGUGCCGAUUCAUUGAUCAACCAGCACGAAUUUAUGCUGUCGAUGCUGGAGAGAGAUCAAGUGUCUGUACAUGUGAUGCACUCGUGGACCAAGAUCUGGUCCUGCACUGGUCUGCGAGUCGGCUCUGUCAUUUGCCCCACUGCUCAGCACUGUGAGGCACUGAAGAAGAUCCAGGUUCCCUGGUCUGUCAAUGGUCCGGCACUCAAGUUUGUCGAGGCUGUUGUAAAGGAUGAUGAGUAUCUGAACAAGACCUGGGAAAACACCAGCCGGUUGAGAGCACAUCUGAUCAGCGAACUCGAGAAAAUCAAGGGAUUCAAGCAACAGGGAUGGGUCUGUCAUGGCGAGCCUUUCCUGAGCUGGGUCUGGCUUGAUGUCCGCAGCGAUGAGGUCGCCACAAAGGCUGUUGAUCUGGCACGCGCUGCAGGUGUACCUGUACGUAGUGGAAAGCCUGGAUAUGGAUGCAAUACCUUUGUCCGAAUCGCAGUCCGUGAAGAGCACCAGGCAGCCAUUCUUAUUUCUGCAUGGGCCAGUCUUUAGAAUAUAUUCAUUAUCAUGUAUUAUCACUGUUACUAUUACCAUUACCAUUACUAAUUUUUUUUUUCUUUUUUUUUUUUAAAAAAAAAGCACAUACAUACAUUUACAUAUAAAAAGUAUAUUAAGGUCAAGAUCGUACAUAAUACAUAAUAUAUAAAUAUGUGUCAGAAAUAAAAAGAAGAAGAAGAAGAAGAAGAAGUAUGUGUGAAUGAAAUUUGUUAUUUGAAUUAUUAUCUAUUAUUAUGAAAAGGAAUGUUAUAAAAUAAAUGAAAGACAAAAUCAUCAGUAUU